CCGGUUCUUUAAAAACUGUCCUCAAUGUUUAUUUUCAUUUUCCCCUCUACAUUUCUAGUUUAAAUUAUUUUAUGCCAAGAGGUCUGAAAUAAAAGGAUAAAAUGGAUGAAGAAAUGAAUACAAUAUUAUUCACAAACCUGCAGCUGCUUGGGAUGGACAUUGUUGAUAUGGAAGCAAAGUACAAAAUUCCUUUCAACAAGAAUAUGUUCAACCUUCCCAACAAAGCAGGCUCAGAGGCAGUAUUUUAUUUUCUGUUUAAUCGUCUUAAUCCAUCUUUGUGCAGAGAACAGUUUAGAGACUGUUGGCCUGUGACAGACAAGAAAACAGAGUUACAGUUCAGGAAAGUUUGCAACGCUUGGUUGACACAUGUUCAGAAGGAGGAACCUGAUGCCCAUCUUCCUAGAAUGAAUGCUUCACUGUUAUUGUCACCUGGUGGUCGCAAAUUUAUUCAUUUGCUCUACAGUUUUUCUACUUUUGUUUUGUUGCAAGUAAUGAAAAUGGAGCAUGGCUGGAAAUCUCAGGAUGCAUUAGUGUAUCCAACGAUGACUCCAAAUCUCAGUGCAGUGGGUAAUGUCAUGGUUUCAUCCAUUCAAGACAGUUGUUGUAGAGAACGAUGGCAGUUCUCUAACAGCCUACAAUUGAUUCUGGCCACUAACGAUCAAUGGAAAGAGUACUGUGGGGAACUGGUGAAAGAAUACAGGUCUCUGUCUAAGUCAUUGAGAGAUUCAGAGAACGAGAAGAGGCAACAAGUCAACAUAACUGCUGAUUCAGCUAUCAAACAUGCUUGCCCACUCCCUGCUAAAAGAACAUUGACGAUGUUUGAUGCUGGCACUGAUGCUUACACUGUGAAAAGGGCUCAAAGAAUGGAAAAAGUGAGGUCCAUGUGGAAAUUCCUGUCAAAAUUUAAUGAGAGCUUAGCAGAGAAAAGGGAAAUAAUUCAGUCUAUUCUGAACAAGACAGCUUCAAAAUAUACAAUAGAUGGAACAGAAAUGGGUGUCCGUGUACCAGGACUUUUGCUGAGGGAGCAUAACAAAGAAAUUCAUAAUCGUGAAAUCGACAAUGUUUAUACUGGUGGUUGCCUUAAUCUUGUGUCAAUUGUAUUACUGUGGAACAUAUGUUUAAAGCUUUAUAAGGAACAAUUAGAAAAAGAGAAACUACCUGAUGUUUCACAAGAACUUCCACACAUAAGUGCUCAGGCUCAUAAACAUCACAGUCUCCUGAGGGUUACACAAGAAAUAAGGGAAGAGUUGAGUAAAAAAACAAUGCCUGAAUUAAAGCAGGACAUUGAACUGGCACAGAAGAAAUUGAACAAAUUAAGUUUGCCCAGGUCAUUGAAUUCUGAUAAUUCUGAUAAGUUCAGGUUUGAGUUGACUGACCCGGCCUAUAUAAAACCUGCCCCAGUCAAAAGUUCUAAGACUGGAGGGACCCCUAAAGGACCUCUAGCUGCUUCCAUCUCUACUAAAAGUACUCCAGAUGUCAUUGUGUCAGUCUCUAACAAAAUAGAAUCUGGAAUCUCCAAACAUGUUUCAAAACCAAAACCUGCUCAAGCUCUACAAGUCAUGCCUGGUCACUUCAUGAAAAUACUCAGAACAAAUGGUACAAAUGAGAAUAAGUCUUCCAAUAAUAAUACUGAGCCUUCAAAACCAUCAAAGAAAGCAAAGCGACCUCCCACAGCACAUCUGUCAACUGCACUUCAAAAGCCGCUCAGACCAUCAGUAAAAGAGAAGAGUCAUACAAAAGAGGAUUCAAAAAUAAAGCUUAAAGGUAAAAUAAGUUCUGCAUCCACCAAAGUGUCAUCUGUUGCAUCCACCCCUAGAACAUCAAAACAAAAAGCUGUUGAUGAACUUGUUGAUUCAGUUGUUGAAUCAGUGUUAAGUAAUGAGAGAAGAGAUUUGAUUGGAGAAAAUUUGUUAGAACUACCAGGACAGCUAGACAACUCAGCAUUUUUGACAAAGAAUUUAGUUGGCAGAAGUCCCAUAGAAGUAAAAACUUAUGGUACGGAAGAGGAUGGGAUUUCACCGAUCGAAGAAUAUUCAGGUGAGCCUUCCAUGCCCCAGUUGGGAACAUUUGACGGCAGAAAGGAUUACUCUGGUUACUUAGAUUUUCUCAAUGCAUCUGCCAGAAAAAGUGCUUCAAACAACUCCAUGUUUGACCAUUAUUUGAGUGAUGAUGCUGAACCAACAGCUGGAGCUGGUCACAGUGAACGUCCACCUGCUGAUGGGCAGGCCAGUUUGUUACAACAGAGAACGUUUCCACAUCUGUUUCGAAAUCCUCGGCAGCAAGAGCAAUACCAGACCCCGGUUAAACAGACCCCAGUUAACCAGGCCCAAAUCAAACAGACCCCAGUUAAACAGACCCCAGUUAACCAGACCCAAAUCAAACAGACCCCAGUCUCACAAUAUGCUUUACUGAAUGAAGUAUACCAUAGCCCAAGGAACUCUGCUCAAGAUUUAUACCAGAGCCCAAGGAACUCUGCUCAAGAUUUAUACCAGAGCCCAAGGAACUCUGCUCAAGAUUUAUACCAGAGCCCAAGGAACUCUGCUCAAGAUUUAUACCAGAGCCCAUGGAAACAACACAGUGCAGCUGUUGAUAGUGGGGUGACAUCAUCAACCUACCUUCAAUGUGUCAAUCAUUCUGUUCUUAGUACACCUUCAGAAAGACACCCUAGGACACAGGAUAAAAUGAGUUUUGUUCUAAGUACACCUUCAGACAGGAGCCCAGGGAUCACUGAGACUGCAGCAGAUCACCUUGUGUCACCUGGCCCUCUGAGCUUCUACAGUGACAGUGAAGAUAGUUGUGAUAACGGACUUGACCGGUCAUACGCCCCUGUCAAGCAAGGCAUUUUACUCACUUCCAGCCAAGUCAAAACCAUAGCCAAUGUUUCUGUCUCAUCCCAGACCCCUUCAGACAGGACAGUUGAAAAGUUGGCCCAGACCCCUUCAGACAGGACAGUUGAAAAGUUGGCCCAGACCCCCUCAGACAGGACAGUUGAAAAGUUGGCCCAGACCCCUUCAGACAGGACAGUUGAAAAGUUGGCCCAGACCCCCUCAGACAGGACAGUCGAAAAGUUGGCCCAGACCCCCUCAGACAGGACAGUUGAAAAGUUGGCCCAGACCACCCCAGACAGGACAGUUGAAAAGUUGGCCCAGACCCCUUCAGACAGGACAGUUGAAAAGUUGGCCCAGACCCCCUCAGACAGGACAGUUGAAAAGUUGGCCCAGACCCCCUCAGACAGGACAGUUGAAAAGUUGGCCCAGACCCCCUCAGACAGGACAGUUGAAAAGUUGGCCCAGACCCCCUCAGACAGGACAGUUGAAAAGUUGGCCCAGACCCCCUCAGACAGCAUUGUUGAAAAGUUGGCCAUGCUCCAACAGAAAGUGUCCCAUAUAUUAAACAGCUCAUCUGAAGGAUCUGUACACGGUGAAGGUGCUGCUAACUCAAGUUUCAGUGCAUGGAGCAAUGAUGUCCAGAGUCUGCUUCAGAACUUAGAUGAUAGUGAGGGGCUUUUAAGUACUGAUUUGAUCAACACUGAUUUGUUAGAUGGAUUAGAUGAUCUCAUUCAGUUUAAUCCAAAUGACAGCAAAUAAUAUUUGAACUAUGUGCCUGAUUCAAGUUUUUGUAAAUAUGAUUUAAGAAAGCUGAUUGUACUUAACAUCUACUUAAUGUAGUUUCUAUUUAAUGUUUGACCAUAGUAGUUAACUUGUAGUAAAUCAAAGAAUUAUACAUUCAUAGAUUCUUUUCAUAUUUCAUCUACAAUGGCAAAAUUUUAAUGUUUUAUAGUUUAUUAUUGCAUGUUUGUAUGUAUAUCACUAAUUAUAGUGGAUGUUAUAAGAUGAUAUUAGUUAGUGUACUUCGUCAAGAACUAUUGCAAUAAAUGAAAUGGUAGCUAUGUUUAGACUAUUGUCUAAUUGUAUGAAGGAAUUAUCAUGUAACACUUGAAAACUUAUGUUAGGGUAAAGCUUUGUAUGUUUUUUUAUUAUAUAAAAUGAUAUACUGCUUUUCCUUAUUUUUAUAAAACAUGAAAUCACAUUUACUCAAAACAAAUCUAACAUGUUUUGGAAAAAACAGUAGUUGAAAUUUGUACUUGCCAUCUUCUGAAUAAACUAUUUUAUUUCUUU
Molecule: messenger RNA, 4118 nt
Organism: Physella acuta
Lineage: Eukaryota; Metazoa; Mollusca; Gastropoda; Physidae
Product: HAUS augmin-like complex subunit 6
Biological process (GO): spindle assembly
Cellular component (GO): HAUS complex; mitotic spindle microtubule
Molecular function (GO): microtubule binding
Source: RefSeq, a predicted model, not a curated record